Messenger RNA from Nicotiana tabacum (common tobacco), 1516 nucleotides. Its product is annotated as nicotinate N-methyltransferase 1-like. The record is from RefSeq and is a predicted model, not a curated record. Gene Ontology annotation, molecular function: O-methyltransferase activity; protein dimerization activity. Lineage: Eukaryota; Viridiplantae; Streptophyta; Magnoliopsida; Solanales; Solanaceae.
CCAAUAAAUUGGGCCAGUAGGUUCUCAUAAUAAACACAUGACAUCCCCAACUGAAAGGUAGAUCCAAAAAACAGUGUAGAAACAAUGGAGAAUAGAAAUGGCGAAGCUAGCAAUAAUAACAAUAAUGCAAGGUUGGCUAUAAUGGAAUUAGCCAACAUGAUAAGUGUACCUAUGUCUCUAAAUGCCGUUGUUAGGCUUAAAGUAGCUGAUGCUAUUUGGGAAGGUGGAUCAAACGCGCCGCUCUCUCCCACCGAAAUUCUCGCUAAAACAAGCGGUUCCGAAGGCGGCGGUGGUGCCGGUGGCGGUGAUGCUGAGAAUCUGCAAAGGAUUUUACGCAUGCUCACGAGCUAUGAUGUAUUUGCUGAGCACAUAGUUGAUGACGGCCCUCAAAGAAGAUAUUCGUUGACAGAGGUGGGCAAAACCCUAGUCACAGACAAGAACGGCUUAUCCUAUGGCUCCUACAUUCUCCAGCACCACCAAGAUGCGUUAAUGAGCGCGUGGACGAUGGUUGACGAGGCCAUCAACGAUUCGUCCACUGAGCCAUUUGCUAAGGCAAAUGGCGAACCGGCUUACAAUUACUACGGGAAAAAACCAGAAAUGAAUAACCUAAUGUUAAAUGCAAUGUCUGGAGUUUCUGUGCCGUUUAUGAAGGCAAUUUUAGAGAGUUAUAAUGGGUUUCAAGGAGUGAAAACAUUGGUUGACGUUGGAGGAAGUGGUGGAGAUUGCUUGAAAAUGAUUUUAGAGAAACAUCAAAGUAUUCAACUAGGAAUUAACUUUGAUUUGCCUGAGGUUGUUGAAAAAGCUCCCAAAAUUCCUCGUAUAAAUCACAUCGGUGGUGACAUGUUCAAAUACGUACCAAAGGGAAACGCUAUUUUCAUGAAGUGGGUGCUAACAACAUGGACAGAUGAUGAAUGCAAGCAAAUAAUGAAGAGUUGCUAUAACGCACUCCCAAAGAAAGGGAAAUUGAUUGCUUGUGAGCCAGUUUUGCCGCAUCAUACUGAUGAUAGCAAGAGAACUCGAGCACUUCUUGAAGGAGACAUUUUUGUCAUGACAAUCUACCGUGCCAAAGGUAAGCACCGCACUGAAGAUGAAUAUCGGCAGCUCGGCCGAUCAGCUGGUUUCGCCGAUUGCCGAGGUUUCUACAUCGAUCAUUUCUUCACCGUUCUUGAAUUUCAUAAGUUAUAAAUGGGCUCACAUAGCUUCAAGGGUGAAGCUACAGUUCCGCUGAACCUAGUAGUUAUGGUAAAAACCCCGUAUUUGUAAUAAAAAUUCAUUAAAGAACCCAGUGACUAGUGAGGUGUCUUUUCUAGAUUCCAUAGGGAUUAGGACCCGUAAACUCAUAAACCUAGCUCCGGUCUUUGGUCACAUUACACCAAUUCCGAGCACUCUAUAUAUGUGAACUAUACAGCUAGGGGUGGAGCUAGCCUUUCGGAUACGGGUUUGACUGAACUCAGUAACUUUUGUUUAAACUUUGUAUUUGUCUUAAAAAAGUAUUAAAUUAUGCACAAGUUAUUAA